AUGGAGACAUCAGGCAGUGGAAAGCCUCGGUGUGUGAAAUGCACGCUCCACAGCUGCAUCAAGAGUGCCCGUGCCCGAGGCCGUUUCCAUGCACCGGAUUCCCCAAGGAGAGAAGAACAGCUCGUCCGACAGUGCUGGUUAGCGAACCUACAGAGAGAGGACUUCGAUCCGGGCACAUCGUCGAGGGUAUGUUCUGUUCACUUUGUUGAUGGGCGCCCAACCGAAGACAAUCCUUACCCAACACUUCGUCUUGGAACACUGGAUGUCCCUUACAAGGGAAGAAGACGAGUCACGCAUACCGCCCCAUCUCAGCUGUGGCCUGGUGCUCCUUCAACUGGCAGCAGCCCACAGCACCACGUGGCUGACGAGCCAAAUGACGACUAUUCUGCGGCAUUUGCCGACGAUGACAUGAAUGACAGCCUUCCUGCCAAGAAUCAACUCGGACCUGGCAUUGUCACAUACGAGCGGGCCUUCAGGGCCAACAAAAAAACCCUGGUUCCAACAAAGUGCUUAUCCUGUGGCUGCAGUUGCAAAGGCACCAGGAAAAUGGAUAAGGGUGUUCAAGCUCCGCCAGAGGACCAGGACUACACGUGGUCACGAAGUUACUCGGACUCAUCCGAACUCGAGUCGGAUGAUGUUGUUUUCACUAGCGACGUCCCAGAGUGCAUCGUCCUCUGA
Rhipicephalus sanguineus (brown dog tick) is the source of this 678-nucleotide messenger RNA. RefSeq lists its product as uncharacterized. The record is from RefSeq and is a predicted model, not a curated record. NCBI's taxonomy places the organism in Eukaryota, Metazoa, Arthropoda, Arachnida, Ixodida, Ixodidae. The transcript has 5 exons. The coding region runs from base 1 to 678 and encodes 225 amino acids.